Dromaius novaehollandiae (emu) is the source of this 1431-nucleotide messenger RNA. RefSeq names its product centromere protein W (gene CENPW). Gene Ontology annotation, molecular function: DNA binding; protein heterodimerization activity. The record is from RefSeq and is a predicted model, not a curated record. The transcript has 3 exons. The coding region runs from base 151 to 393 and encodes 80 amino acids. Gene Ontology annotation, cellular component: nucleoplasm; kinetochore. Gene Ontology annotation, biological process: mitotic cell cycle; kinetochore assembly; chromosome segregation. Lineage: Eukaryota; Metazoa; Chordata; Aves; Casuariiformes; Dromaiidae.
CGCCCCCCGGCCGUUGGGAAGUGCGUCACGGCGGGGCGCGCCUGCGCCAGGGCGGCGGAUUCGAACGGUCGCGAGGCGGGGGGUGGUUGAGCGGGAACCGUUGGGUCCUUUCCCGGCGGCAACGGCCACGGCGGGAGGAGGAGGAAGAGGAUGGCGAUGAUGAUGAAGCGCACGGCGCCCCGUAGCACUUUGCGGAAAAUAAUAAAGAAGCACAAGCCUCAGUUACGCCUGGCGGCUAACGUCGACCUGCUGAUUCAUUUGAACUUCUUACUGUUUCUCCAUCGACUAGCAGAAGAAGCCAGGACAAAUGCUUUUGAGAACAGAAGUAAAAUAAUCAAACCUGAGCAUGCUAUAGUUGCAGCAAAGGUUGUUUUAAAGAAAAGCAGAGGCUAAAAAAUGGAGCAAUGGAAUUUCAAAUCUUGGGUCUUUUUUGGUGUGUUCUUACUAACUUGAGAUCCUGUGAGCCAGCUUUCGCACUUGUGGAAGUAUUUACGUUUACUGAUGUACAUCUCCUGACACUCCCUCUGAGUAUCCCGCUGUUUCUUAAAAAAAAAAAAAAAAGAAAAAAAAAAAAAGAAGUUUUCAUACACUUCAUGUAUAACUUAAAAAUAUGUGUCAUUUGUAAGUACCAUAAGUAACAGCAACUCUUCAUUUAAAUCUUUUGGUGUACCUUAUUUCUUCCAACAGAAUGGAUCAAUACCUUUACCAUACUCACUGAAGUGGAAUGUGUCAUUUUUUUAAGUGACUAUUAUACAUUUGAAGCAUUUUAAGGAAGACAGUAAUAAAAAUGCAGAUUUCUUUUAAUCCAUUAUAGAUUGUGCUGUUGCUAAACAAAAUGUUGACUUUCAAAAGAAAUGCUGCAGAAGCUAAUGUAUUAAAUAUCUUGGCUUUGAUUUGUUUAUAAAUGCCUUCAUAUUUUUAAAUCACUUUGAAAAGUAGGCUAAAACUUCUGUGUUUUGGGGAAUGGAUAUAUAUUCUGUAUUUCUAAACCAAGCUCUGAACUGUUAAGCUGGCCUACUGCUUGAUGUGGUAUGUGAGACGACUUGCUGGUCUUAAUUCAGUUGGUGUGGACAGAUGCACAUUAUAAAAAAAAAUUUGACACAUCUGAGGCUUUUGAAGUUAGAUCCUGUAGAAAUAAUGAAGAUAAGUUGGCAUGCACACAGAACUACUUCCUCCCCGCUUUUGAGUGUCAUCCUAACUUGUAGAAGCAUCAAAAUGUACAUUAGAUAAAAACAUCCUUAGUUGAAAUCAUAUUCUAUUCCUAAUCUGAUAGUUUUAAAUAAACCAUUGCUAAAUACUUUACAAAUCUUUUAAUAAAGGUACAAUUGAAUUUUACUGUUUGAGCUGAUAACACUAUUUUCUGCAAUAUGUGGUAGCUGAUGCUUCAUAUCACAGUGAGCUAUUCUUAAAAUAAAUUAUUGUAAAACAUCA